AUGUCUAUAGUUUGCUUCAGAACCUCAAGAAACUUGUCGUUCUGGUCCAGAUUCUGGAUCUUGAAAUUCAGCUCGUCAUCCGCAAUCUCACACUCUGGAUCGCACUCGGCGACGAAAUCCAACAGAACUUUCAACGUUUCCAGAUACGAGUUGUAUAUCUCGGCAAUCUUGGGGUUCAACACCACAAUGUACGGCAAUUUCAUAAACUCGGAUAGUCUCUUGGUCACCAAGACAAACAUGUCGCUCAACGUAUCGUUAGCGUUCUCUAUCAACAUCAACGGCUUGUCUUUAUGUGAAGCAACAAAGCUGAACCGAAGCAGAUCGUCCAAAGAAACCGUUGGCAGAGGUCUGGAGGCCUCCUUCUUGAUAAACCGUUCAAGAGCCGUUCUUAAUUGA
This is a messenger RNA of Ogataea philodendri, 396 nucleotides long. RefSeq lists its product as uncharacterized. The record is from RefSeq and is a predicted model, not a curated record. The transcript has a single exon. NCBI's taxonomy places the organism in Eukaryota, Fungi, Ascomycota, Pichiomycetes, Pichiales, Pichiaceae. Bases 1 to 396 code for a protein of 131 amino acids.